AUGGAUAGUUUUCUCUCCCAACCUACGGAUCAUAAUCACGCACCUAAUCCUGAACGCAUUCCAGUUAUCGAACUGAAUAAUAAAAUCAAAGCCAGAGCCGUCAUAUCCGAAGAAUCAGCAAGUACCAUCCUGCAUUCAUCCUUACGAACGUUUCCGCUGAGCGCAGCUAGUGAACUACCUCGUACUGAAAUGCUCAUGCAAACGAUUCGAAGACAACGCCAGACACCAAUAACAACAUCUACUGAUCAAUUGUCUGGCGAUUUGAGAAAAACUUAUCGUGGUGAAGAAUUUCUCUUGCAUGAAGAAGAGCACAUGAUUAUUUUCACCACGAAAAGUAAUUUAACAGCGCUGAAGCAAUCAAAACAUUGGUUUGCUGAUGGAACGUUUAAAGUAUGUCCUAAUGACUUCUAUCAGCUAUUUACACUUCAUGCGCUGAUGACGUCAGCAAUCAUCCCCCUUGUGUAUGGUCUCUUGAUUGGAAAAAGCUCGAACGACUACAGCGGCUUUUUCAAAAAAGUGCUGGAUCAGGACGACUUUCGACCUGAAACAAUCCUGAGUGACUUCGAGUCUGGUACAAUCAAGACCAUUAAAGAAAUGUUGCCAAACACUACUCACAAAGGUUGUCUCUUUCACUUUGGUCAAUGUGUUUGGCGCCAAGUUCAAAGCAAGGGGGUAUCAACGAAAUAUCAGGAAGAUGAAAAUUUUCGACUAAACGUCAAAAUGUUAAUUGGUCUGGCUUUUCUUCCUCUGUCGGAUGUGAUUACUGGCUUUGAUCUUGUAGCAGGUGAAUUCAACGACGAUGACGCUGAUGACCUCCUUGAUUAUUUUGAGAGAACAUGGAUUGGUGAACCAAAAAGAAGAGGGGUGGGUCGUAAAAAGCCUCAAUUCGACAUUCCAUUAUGGAACGUUUACGAUCGCGUCAUGGCUAAUUUACCUCGGUCCAACAACUCUGUUGAAGGAUGGCACAAUGCUUUCGCAAAUCGCGUUACCGUCGCUCAUCCAACAAUACAGAAACUGGCCGAGAAAAUUCGUUGUGAACAAUCGAAGUUUGAGGUCGAUAUUGCUCACCUUCUUCAAGGUCAUCAGCCGAAGUCGAAGAAAACCUGCCACAGAAAGCUCGAUGAAAGAAUUGCACGCUUGGUUCGUGAUUAUGAUCCUUUGCGAAUCUCUCAAUAUCUGAAAAGUAUUGCUGUUAAUGUUUCUUUGUAA
Messenger RNA from Rotaria socialis, 1209 nucleotides. The record is from the annotation of a GenBank genome assembly. Lineage: Eukaryota; Metazoa; Rotifera; Eurotatoria; Philodinida; Philodinidae.